Loa loa (African eye worm) is the source of this 462-nucleotide messenger RNA. RefSeq lists its product as hypothetical. The record is from RefSeq and is a predicted model, not a curated record. Bases 1 to 462 code for a protein of 153 amino acids. Lineage: Eukaryota; Metazoa; Nematoda; Chromadorea; Rhabditida; Onchocercidae. The transcript is spliced from 4 exons.
AUGUGUCAUAAAUUGAAAUUCAACAAAACGGAAGAUGAAAAAGAAGUGUCAAGUGCUGAUAUCGAAUUCAACUCAACUUGUUAUUCAUUUUUCGGAGAAUUCAAAGAAAAUGGAUCAUUCCAAUUUGAGGAGCCUCUCACCAUAAUUAAAUGCAAUGAAGGAGUACACCAUUGUUUUGUGGAAUUUUAUCGUCUUGCUUAUUACACUUGGUUCAACGGACAAUGUGAUGAUUCGUUUGCUUGUAUUUAUGAAUCCGAUUACGCAUUCAACAAUGGAUGUCAAGCGACACUGCAUGGUGGCGAUCGAUGUUGUUGUAGCAACAAACUAUGCAAUUUUGAUAUAAUUUUGAAAGAACGCCCUUAUUUUGCCAAGUAUCUACCACAGCAUCGAGUUUUGAAAAGCAAAAGAAUACCAUUGGAAUCAUACUGUGGGAAAAUUAAGCCAAAAGCAAAUUGGAAUUAA